GAUGAACAGCCUCCCCUUUGGAGACCCUUCCCUGGAGGGCUUGGACCCUUCGCUGACACUCAACGAAUCCAGCGAGAUUGACACGGCUCUCUUGAGUGACAUUGACGACAUGCUCCAAUUGAUCAACACAGAAGACACCGAUUUUCCCGGUCUGUUUGACGCACCGUUCGGCGGGAAUGCCGCUCCCGAUCCCAACCCGCACGGGCCCAGUUUGUUCGGCAGCUACCUGGAGACGGGCAACCCGUCUCCCUCCAGCCUCUUCCAGAUCCCAUCUCCGUCCCAAGCGAGCUUCCCGACUCUGCUGUCAGGCAGUCCCGACAUGGGUUCGAACCCCAUGGAUGUCAAGGAUGAGUCUGCGGCCGUCCAGCAGCCGCCAACCCAGAUGCCGCCGGCCAGGGGCGCGGCGCCGAGUUUUGUUCCGGUGCCACGGGCCCAGUUUUCGCCCCAGCCGUUGAUGGGCUUCCCAAACCAGAGCAGUAUUCCUGCUUCCCAGCCAGGAGGGCCUCCUCCACCCCUGUCAAGCCCACCAGUCACAUCCCAUCAGCCCCUGCCGGUGACGUUGCAGGCUCCAGUCCAUAGCAUCAUGGCUCAGCCGUUUCUGGCGCCCAGCACCCCCCAGGCCAUCUCAUCUCAGAUCCAACAACUGCCGGUUUUUCUACAGCCCCACUUCAUCAAAGCCGACUCCCUGCUUCUGACAGCGGUCAAGGCGGAUGUCUCCGGGGUCAAGACUUCGGGAAUCACGACUCUGGCUACCACAACAGCAGUGCAGUCCACGCCGCUGCAGAUGCCGACGCUGGUGAGCGGGAGUACCAUCCUGGCAACUGUGCCGCUGAUGAUGGACACAGACAAGCUGCCCAUUAACCGCCUGACCGCCGGGAAGCCUCUGGUCAACCCGAACAAAGGCGAGAAACGCACGGCGCAUAACGCCAUCGAGAAACGCUAUCGCUCGUCCAUCAACGAUAAGAUCACCGAGCUGAAGGACCUGGUGAUGGGCACAGAUGCCAAGAUGAACAAGUCGGCCAUUUUGCGGAAGGCGAUCGACCACAUCCGCUUCCUGAAGCAGGCCAACCAGAAGCUGAAAGCGGAGAACAUGGCCCUCAAAACGGCCGCCCAGAAGAACAAGUCCCUGAAGGACCUGGUAGCCACGUGUGGCAGGAACGCGGAAGACGCCGCAGAAGGGGUGAAGAUGAUGGACGCGCUGACGCCGCCCCCGUCAGACGCCGGCUCCCCCUUGCACAGCAGCUCCCUUUCGCUCAGCGGGGCGAGCGGAAGCGACUCGGAGCCCGACAGCCCGUUCUGCGAAGAGGCCAAGGUAAAGCUAGAGGCUCAGACGCUCUCCCCUGGAAGUCUGGGGAUGCUGGACCGGUCCCGCAUGGCCCUGUGUGCGUUUGUCUUCCUCUGCCUCUCUUUCAACCCUCUGUCUUCCAUCCUGGGAGGGUCCAGCUCCGCCGGCCCCUCGGAGAUCGCCAGUCCCAGUGGCCCUGGGCGAAGCAUGAAGGCCGAGCCCGAGCCGAGAGAUGCUCCCGUUGCGUGGUCCCAGUGGCUUCUCCCCACCUUGGUCUUCUGGCUGAUCAACGCCACAGUGGUUCUCGGCGCCUUCAUCCGGCUCUUCAUUUACGGCGAGCCCGUCACGAGACCGCAUUCCGAGUCCUCUGUUCUUUUCUGGAGGCACCGCAAGCAGGCAGACCUGGAUUUGGCACGGGGGGAUUUUGCCCAGGCCUCCCAGAAUUUAUGGACAGCACUCAAGGCCUUGGGCCGCCCACUCCCCACCUCCAACCUGGACCUGACCUGCAGCCUACUGUGGAACCUGAUCCGGCACGUGCUCCAGCGGCUCUGGGUGGGGCGUUGGCUGGCAGGCCGAGCCGGCGGCUUCUUCCGCGACCGCGAGCUCAAAGCCGACGUGCGCAAGAGCGCCUGUGACGCGGCGCUAGUCUACCACCGCUUGCAUCAGCUGCACAUGACAGGGAAGCACGUGGCCGGCCACCUGUCAGCUAUCAACAUGGCCCUGAGCGCCGUCAACCUGGCCGAGUGCGCGGGGGGCGCCAUGUCCGUGGCGACGCUGGCUGAGGUCUACGUGGCGGCUGCGCUGCGGGUGAAGACCAGUCUCCAUCGCUGCUGCCACUUCCUGGCGCGAUUCUUCCUCAGCAGUGCCCGCCAGGUGUUGCUGUCCCACAACGGGACCGUACCCCCCGCCCUCCAGUGGCUGUGCCACCCCGUGGGCCACCGUUUCUUUGUGGAUGGUGACUGGGCUGUGAAGAGCUCCCCGCGAGAGAGCAUCUACAGCUCCACCAGCAAUCCAGUCGACCCCCUAGCUCAAGUGACCCAGGUUUUCCGGGAGCACCUGCUGGAAAAGGCCCUGUCUUGUGUGUCCAGAUUGGAGGGUCAGCUGCCUGUCAGUCAUGGCGAGGGGGAAUUUUCCGAUGCCCUCGAGUACCUGAACUUCCUCAACAGCUGUGCAGACGCCGUUCCUGGCCCGGCUCCCUCCCUCAGCACCAAUAUGGAUGCCACCACAGGCACCGACCCCGUGGCUAACUGGUGGUCCUCCGUCGUUACCAUGGUGAUCCAUGGGUUGCAGGGGGACGAGGAAGCGGUGGAGCGGCUGUACCCACUCGUGGAAUCCAUGCCCAAAGUCCUGCAGGCGUCCGAGAACCCGCUUCCGCGUGCUGCACUCCACACUUUCAAGGCCGCGCGGGGCUUGCUGGGCAAACUGGACUGCAGCCUGGGCCAGUGUGACAAAGCCAGCGACUACCUGCGGGACAGCUUGGGGGGGAACACGGCCACAAGCACCAUUGACAGGGCCAUGCAGUUUCUCCUGUGCGACCUCCUUCUCAUUAUCCGCACGAGGCUCUGGCAGCAGCAGAUGCAGGCGACUCAGCCCCACGGAACCCCUUACCAAGCUUCUGCCCUCGAACUGCGGGGCUUCCAAGGGGACCUCAGUAGCCUCCGGCGCCUGGCCCAGGCUGACCGACCCGCUAUGCACAGGGUUUUUCUGCACGAAGCCACGGCCCGGCUAAUGGCCCGAGCCAGCCCCACACGGACCCACCAGCUGCUGGACCGGAGUUUGCGCCGGAGGGGGGCCUCCAGCAACAAGGGAGCCAGCGAACAAGAGAACCACCCGACGGCGCGGGAGCAAGCCGAGGCCCUUCUGCUGGCCUGCUCUUACCUGCCGCCCGCAUUCCUCUUGGGGCCAGGUCAGCGGAUGGGCAUGUUGGCCGAAGCUGCUCGUUCGCUGGAGAAGCUGGGUGACAAACGGACACUCCACGAGUGCCAACAGAUGAUCAUGAAGCUUGGCAGCGGCUCCACUGUCACCUCCAGCUAAAGAGGCCGUGCAGAGGAUGGAGCGAGGGGCAAC
Molecule: messenger RNA, 3352 nt
Organism: Euleptes europaea (tarantolino)
Lineage: Eukaryota; Metazoa; Chordata; Lepidosauria; Squamata; Sphaerodactylidae
Gene: SREBF1
Product: sterol regulatory element binding transcription factor 1
Exons: 19
Coding region: 2-3319 (1105 amino acids)
Biological process (GO): regulation of transcription by RNA polymerase II
Cellular component (GO): nucleus
Molecular function (GO): DNA-binding transcription factor activity, RNA polymerase II-specific; protein dimerization activity; RNA polymerase II cis-regulatory region sequence-specific DNA binding
Source: RefSeq, a predicted model, not a curated record